AUGACCCUUUUAGAUCGAAUUAAGCAGCGAACCGCCAGUUAUCACAUUAACCAGCCAUCAUCGAGUGAAAAAAACGAGAAUUUGUGCGGAAAGCGCAUAUCUCACCAUUCAACACGAGGGCCAAAUAAUUCCAUAGAUGGUUGUGGCAGUGUUGCUAAUUCUUCUUCUGUGUCAUACCAAGAUAAAAGCAGUGUGUUCUUCCCUCAUAAAUUAGUUGUUACUCAACGUGGAGAAGAUAGUGGACAUUCCAAGUUGUCACCAUUGUCGAUCACUAAUUCUACUGCCAGAGUUGGAGACACCCAGAAAGUUAUACGGAAGGAUAAGCCUAAUGUGCUUCCAAAGAUCAAGUGGGGAGAUCUGGAGGAUGUUGUUUUGAUACUGCAUUGCGAAAAUAAUUCUUAA
Molecule: messenger RNA, 402 nt
Organism: Dovyalis caffra
Lineage: Eukaryota; Viridiplantae; Streptophyta; Magnoliopsida; Malpighiales; Salicaceae
Source: the annotation of a GenBank genome assembly